Messenger RNA from Pipistrellus kuhlii (Kuhl's pipistrelle), 3199 nucleotides. It is a transcript of the gene ATOSB, whose product is annotated as family with sequence similarity 214 member B. Bases 508 to 2124 code for a protein of 538 amino acids. The record is from RefSeq and is a predicted model, not a curated record. NCBI's taxonomy places the organism in Eukaryota, Metazoa, Chordata, Mammalia, Chiroptera, Vespertilionidae. The transcript is spliced from 9 exons.
CAGAGGGGCAGCAGAGUCGGCUCGGCUGCGCGGAGCCGGGGCGGCCACGGGGAGGAACAGUCGCGGGGAGGGGCGCAGCAGUGGCUGGGAGGCUGCAGACGCCAGGGCCCGCUAGUGGUGCACCCGAAGCCAAACAGAGAAGAGCCUAGCAGAGCAGGACUCAGCCCGAGCCACCCUUUGUUUGGGUUGGGGGCCCGUGUCGGGGAGGACUGGGGAUUCGAAGGGAGGGACGGGGACGGAGGGGCCCGGAGCUGCGACCGCCGUGGCAGAGCCAAUUUGGGAGCGGGGGUCCAGCUGAGCCCGGGAGCUGCACGGAAUGGUGGCAGUCACCUCGCCAGUGCAGCGGGCAUGGACCAGACUACAAGCUAGGAGAGCGGGACAUCAGUCGGAAAGAGAGAACACUCAGCUGGGCUUAAGGCCUCUUCAUCGGGAUGUCCCCAGACCCCCCAGCCCAGGCCCAGCAUAAAGGCUGUGAGGGGGGGCCCCCCUGACACAAGGGGGGACUCCAUGCGCCACGUGCAGGCGGAGCCAUCUCCAUCCUCAGAGCCAGAGGCUGGCCCUUCGCAGCCUGCAGUCAGGCAGGGGGCCCUCCAGGGUGGCCUGCUCAUGGGCUACAGCCCAGCAGGAGGGGCGACAUCCCCCAGGGUCUACCAGGUAUCCAUCUUUUCCUCUCCAGCUGGCGCCUCUGAGCCUCACAGGGCCCUGAAACGGUCAUCCCCGCUCACUGAGGGUCCCCGGGAGCUGAAGAGAGGCCCUGGGCUGGGGGUCAGAGAGGGACAACCCCCUGAAGAACCAUCCGCUGUGGGGCUGUGGGGCCCAGAGGGGCUGGGGCUGGGGCUGGGCGUGGCCAGCCAGCAUUUCUGCCAUCACGGCCUGUGUGUUGUAGAACAGGGAGGUAGCUCCACCUCACCUUGGACUUCAGGGGCCCAGAGUCUCCCCUGGCCCCCAUCAAAUGCUUCCUGCAAUACUUUGCACACCAGAGACUGGGCUUCCCCAGAUCCAGGGGGACAGGGGUCCCUGGGGGCGUCCCCAGGGCGAGCCCCUCCAGGCCAGCUGCACACACUUGACACUGAUUUGCACAGUCUUGCACAAAUAGGGUGUAAGAGCCCAGUGGCUGGGGUGGGCAAUGGGGGCAGCCCCUGGCCUAGGGAAUGCCCUGGCACUGCCAAUGGGCACAGUCCCGAGCACACACCCCCUGGCCCUGGACCUCCAGGCCCCUGCCCCACCAAGCGAAGGCUGCUUCCUGCUGGAGAAGCUCUGGAUGUCAGCUUUGAGGAUGAGGGGCCAGCCCCUCAGAAGCGCCGGGGAACCCUGGGUCACCCUCCUGCUGCCAACAGUUCUGAUGCCAAAGUCACACCCUUCUGGAGCCACCUGCUGCCUGGGCCCAAGGAGCCUGUGCUGGAUCCAACAGACUGCAGUCCUGUGGGACGGAGGCUGAAAGGUGCCCGUCGCCUGAAGCUGAGCUCCCUUCGAAGCCUCCAGAAGGGCCCAGACCUGCUGAGCCCCCCCAGUGCCUCCCCUGUUCCUACCCCCGCAAUCAGCCGUACCCUGUUGGGCAACUUUGAGGAAUCAUUGAUCCGAGGACGCUUUGCACCAUCUGGCCACAUUGAGGGUUUCACCGCGGAGAUCGGAGCCAGUGGAUCCUACUGCCCCCAGCACGUCACGCUGCCUGUCACUGUCACCUUCUUCGAUGUUUCCGAGCAAAAUGCCCCGGCCCCUUUCCUGGGCAUCGUGGACCUGAACCCACUGGGGAGGAAGGGUUACAGCGUGCCCAAAGUGGGCACCAUCCAAGUGACCUUAUUUAACCCCAACCAGACUGUGGUGAAGAUGUUCCUUGUGACCUUUGACUUCUCGGACAUGCCUGCUGCCCACAUGACCUUCUUGCGCCAUCGCCUCUUUUUGGUGCCUGUGGGUGAGGAGGGACAUGUGAGCCCCACCCACCGUCUCCUCUGCUACUUGCUGCACCUCAGGUUUCGGAGCUCCCGCUCAGGCCGCCUAAGCCUCCAUGGAGACAUCCGCCUGCUUUUCUCCCGCCGGAGCCUGGAACUGGACACAGGGCUCCCCUAUGAGCUGCAGGCUGUGACUGAGGCCCCUCACAACCCUCGUUAUUCACCUUUGCCCUGAUUGCCAGUGCCCUGAACCACGUGGGCCAAGGACCAGCCCAUCCUGCUCCAUCCUGGACAAAGCAAGCAUGUGGAGAGGUGGCAAGAGACCCUUCAGGCUUGAAUUAAAGCCCUCACCAUGCUUAUGCCCAAAUUGGUCAUUUGGGUAUUGAACGCUUCUGAUCCUUACCACAAUCUGCCCUACUCUGGGUUCUCCAUGUGCCUGCCCCCUCCCUUGGAAUUCCCAGACCAGCUAGGGAGUGAGAGGAGGAACUGGAGGUACCCUGAGGUUGUCCCAAGUUCCCAGGCAAAUCAUGCCAACAUUGCCUCCCUGCCCUAGGCAGGGGCCACUUAUUAUUUUAUUUAUUUUUAACUAAUAAUUUAUUCGGAUUGGAUUGCCUUGGUAACCUCCCAAACCUGAUAUUUGGCAUUGCUCCACCUUCUUUCCCACUCAGAUAUUGCUCCAGUUUCAGGAAUUGAAGAGGCUGCUGUUGGGGCUGAAGGAGAACUGCUCUCCCUCAGCUGAGAGCAGAAAGGUUAUCCCAGAAGGACUGAGUCAGAAGCCAAACACUCAACUUCUCCUGUCCUUCCCUAUAUUUUUCACUUCCUCUGGCCUCUGACCCCUCUCUGAAAGCAACUUAUGUGUGUAUGCGUGUGUGUGUGUGUGUGUGUGUGUGUGUGUGUACACAAGCUUGUGUGUAUGGUAUGUGUGUUAGAAAGAGAACAUGCAUGCAUGUGCACACACCUGGGGUUAACUACCCCUCAUCUAGGGCUCCAGACUCCAGUUGUCCCUCUCCUGCUUGUGUCUCCUUGCUUUGGGGUCCUGACUGAGGAAGGUGUUCAGGGGCCAGAGUCAGGGCCAAGGACCGGGAUGCCUCCUCUCACCUGGCCAGACUCUGACCCACCUACCUCAGCUGGGGUGAAGGGCACCCUUCAAACUCAACCAUGUGGUUCCCAACUACCCCAUAUCCCACUCCAGACUCUGACAGCCUUAGCCCUGACUCCUGGGGCUGGGCUGAGGGGAACAAGCAUUUGUUGAAACUUGAAAAACAAAACACCGGAAAAAUUGUACCUGGUACUUUUUUUUUUUUUUAGAG